This is a messenger RNA of Harpegnathos saltator (Jerdon's jumping ant), 3215 nucleotides long. Its product is annotated as sarcomere length short. The record is from RefSeq and is a predicted model, not a curated record. Lineage: Eukaryota; Metazoa; Arthropoda; Insecta; Hymenoptera; Formicidae. The transcript has 8 exons. Gene Ontology annotation, molecular function: actin binding. The coding region runs from base 509 to 2575 and encodes 688 amino acids.
CGAUCUUUCCCGGACUCGCGCAAAAAUCCUCGACCCCGUCGUGAUACAUGCUCGCCCCUCUCGUUGAGAGACGCGUCGGUCGGUCGACAUCGCGAACGGCAAGCUUGACGGUCGUUUGCCGCGGAGAUCCCCAUCGAGAAGCCUAGAGUCGUGCAGCGAGAAGCUUAUUAUCAUCGCGAGAGACGACGUUUUAUCGAGAAAGUGAGAGAGAGAAGUGGGUCGCCCGAUCUCGCCCACGCGAGAGCCCCACCUUCGUGUAUCGCGGUCGGUCCAGGAGUUCGUCAGUAGCGCAUCGCGCACGUCCUCGGGAGGAUCGUCGCCAUCGCCGCUUGUUUCGGGCGGGGGCGCGAGCAGGCGAUUUUAAAAGAGCCGGAGACACCCAACGUCGCCUUUGUCGACACGUCGGCGAAUGAUAUAAGGGGAAAAAGCGCAGGUGCCGAACACCGAAGGAUCGUUCGUCCUCCAUAGCGAAAGAGAAGAGGACAAAGGAAGGCGCUGAGCAAAGAAAAUGCCCGGCGCCGGUGGUCAGCCGCCGCAAAGGACCACCUUCCGACCGCCAUGGGUCAAAGAUGGUCCAAACCCGCUGCCGAUGCCCACAGCGCCGUGGACCCUCAACUCCCGUAGAGACUCAAAGCCGAAGACCGAGGAAGUUCCCGCCUUCACUCAAGUCACCUUAAAGAGUGUGCCAAAACCCGCGGAGCCCGCGACACCUUCCUCAGAUGGCCAGCCGCGCAAAGCUUCCGCUGACGGACAACAGCCGCGGAAACAGAGCAAAAUCACGAUAAUACCGUCGCAACCGAAGAAUGAGAAGAUACCGAGCGGCCGGCCGGUACCGCGCGAGAAUGGGCGACAGGAGCCAAAUUCGAGGCCGCAGCUCGAGCGGCAAGUUCGCAUCGAGAGAUCUCGAUCGCGGGGUGACAGUAUACCACUCUCCAAGAGCGAGAGCACUACAGGUGCCCCUACAUUGUCGAAAAGUUCCUCGAGGGCGAAUAUACCCCCGCCUCCUCCGCCCCGGCCACCACCACCACCGCCGAGUCGGAACAUCCUGAAAGACCUCCCUGCGCUCAACAACAAACAAAUGCAGAAGUUGGAAGUCCUGAAGUCCAGGCCCAGGAAGCGGCCUGAUUGGGCCAGUAUGAUGAAAGAGGUCGAAAGUGGGAAAACUCUGAGGCACGUAAAAUGCAAUGACCGGAGCGCUCCACUCAUCGAAAGAGUCAACAAGGUUACAGCUGACCCCGCAGGUAAGGCCCACUUCGUGUUCGAGUCUGAAAAGUCGAAUAUGCACAAUCAACUGCUGAAGCAGAUUCAGCAAGGGGUGAAACUUAAAAGUGUCAGGACAAAUGAUCGCUCGAAGCCGGUGCUGGAAGGUCUCCGGAAAUUUCGACGGCAAUUAACUAUAGAGGAACAAAUUCAAAAGGCGGAAGAACCAGUGGCAGAUGAAAUGCAGGACGAGAUGGACGAUAUAGACGCUGUAAGGGACGAUUUGCAGAGCACGAAGCAAAUGCUGGCGUUAGAAUUGAGAAACAAGGAGGCUUUGGAGCGGGACAAUAAACGCCUGCAGGCUAGAAUUUUAAAUCUCGAGUCAGAAGUGGAAUGUAUGAAGUCCCAAAAGAACGUUCAGGAGAACAAGAUGCAAGACGAGAAACUUUCGGAAUCUUUGCGACAAGAGGCACAACAAGCGAAGAAAGACGCGGAGAAAGCUGAAAAGGAAUACGCUACCGCUGCCGAGGAAAGAGACAAGACCAAAAACGAGUUGGAAGAGAUGAAACGAAUGUAUGCGACAUUGGAGAAACGCAUGAAAGCUGAAGAAGAGCUUGCACCUACCGAGACUGAACCGAUUGUUGAGCUAACGGAAGAUUGGGAAAAUGUGGGGUACGCGAUGUACGAUGUUACAGGAAUGGCACUAGCCGGUUGUCCUAGCGCGAAAGACGUGGCUAAAAUCGCGACGCAGAAAAGUAUAGAUAAGCAAGAUGUCAACGAGAGUGAGGAGGAAGAGGAAAGUACAGAGGAAGAGGAGGAGGAGGAGGAGGAAGACCCUAAAGUCGCCGCGGAAAAACGCGCGCAGAGGGAAAUCAAACUCUUCAUUUCGAAGAUUAAGGGCUUCAAAGACAAGGCGGUGAACGCUCGCAAAGAGAGACACGCGCUGAAGGAACAGAUCAAGCAGCAGCAGAAAAUGCUGAGGGAGGAAAAGAAGAAGUUCAAGCAGCUGCAGAAGGAAGUGGACAAGAUGGCAAAAUUAGUGUCGGAGACCGACGAGGAGGAAGAGGAGGAGGAGGAAGAGGAGGAGGAGGAAGAAGAGGAGGAGGAAGAGACGGAAUCCGAGGAAGAGUCGGAGUCUGAGGAAUCGGAAGAAGAAGAAUCCGAGUCGGACGAUGAGAAGGCACCCUUCGAGCAUCGUAAAAAUGUAUUUCAAAAGCGCAUUAAGAAGCACGAAGGACGGCUCGCGGCCUUGAAGAAGGGCAAUUAUUUACUCAAGGCCCAAGUAGAUAGGAUUAAGGACGACUUGGCGAAACAGCGUGAGCAGAGUAUCACCCUGCAGGAGGACCUUGAUUCUGUCUUAGCGGAGCUAGGUUAGAUUAAUGUAGGGGGGAAGGGAUAUUUCUCCGGAGUACAGAAAAAUUGUAUACAUACACGUAUAAAUAUUGCAUAAUGAAAUGUAGAGAAUGUUAUAUGUAAUGAAAAGAAAUGAUUACACACACACACAUACACUUUACUCGAGCAAUUUUUACACGAGGAGCGGCGGCGUUGACGCGUCACAAGGAGGUGCCUCUGUCACAAAGAAUAUCAUACAGUCACACAAUACGUCCUACCGCACGAAGCAUUUCCGCGCAAAGGCAUUCUUUCUAUAACUGCCAAAAUAUUAUCUCGACAUCGCGCGAUUGCAAAAAUAUGGUAUGGUUUGGCGCUAAAUAUGAUCACCUAUGAGGGGACGAGGAUAAAAAGGAUUCUUCUCUUUUAAAUUGCGAUUAUCUUCUUUAUAUUUCUUUUUUCAUUUCGUGAUGUUCUUGAUAUUAUUCUCAUGCAACAUUUCAUACGCAAUCGUUUUACAUCUUUUUAUUGCGCGUCACAUAAUUAGGAGAAAUAUCGCGUUUAGCGUCAAAUAUAAAAACACGGGUCGAAAGCUUUUUGCCCGCGGAAGACUGACAACCUGGAAAGCCGAGCCCAGUUUCGUGAAAUAUGACUAUUAUACUUUGCAACACGACGAUACUAAUUGA